Hevea brasiliensis (rubber tree) is the source of this 2060-nucleotide messenger RNA. Its product is annotated as homeobox protein SBH1. Bases 728 to 1795 code for a protein of 355 amino acids. The transcript has 4 exons. The record is from RefSeq and is a predicted model, not a curated record. Gene Ontology annotation, biological process: regulation of DNA-templated transcription. Gene Ontology annotation, molecular function: DNA binding; DNA-binding transcription factor activity, RNA polymerase II-specific. Gene Ontology annotation, cellular component: nucleus. Lineage: Eukaryota; Viridiplantae; Streptophyta; Magnoliopsida; Malpighiales; Euphorbiaceae.
UUCAGUUCUUCCUCGAUUUGAUCGUUUCUUUCUUUCUCUCACUUCGCUUCUCUACAAAACUUUCUCUCUCUCUCUUUUCUUUGCCAGUAACGGCAGAGCGUCAGUGGCAGUGCAAGAAAAGAGGGAGAGAGUUUUCAUCGGGAAGGUAAAGCUCUACCUCAAUGCCUCAAAGAUAACACAUUUCGUAAACCACCGCCUCCUCUUCUUCUAUUUCUGAGAUCUCUCUCUCCUCACCUCGCGUGCGCUCAGCUAUUCUACUGGAAAGCCCUCUCUCUCCCUCUCCACCCCUUUUCUUGUCCUCGCAAGCUGAAUUCACAUAUAGAGUGAGAGAGGCAAGUCUGCGUUUCUGGAAAGACUUAAAUGCUUUUAAGACCAGAAAGAUGAACACCCAUUUCCCAAAGGAAUUCUGAGCAGUCUUUUGCAGACCAGGCAAGUGUGUAAAGCCCACCAAGAUAACAAAACUGACUCACUUCUUGCCACGACUAUUACUACUACUACUACUAUCCCUAUUUAGGAUUUCCUGUAAAAAGGCAGUUUGUAGUAGCAUAAAUCUCGGGAGAGCACUGCUGAUACAAUACCAACAAUCUUUAGAGCAAAAAGAUUGCGUAGGAGAGAGAAAGACGAAACAGAAAGAGAGAUGGGUAAACUUCUUUGUACUACUAGUAUAGCUAAGCACAAGUAAACACAACUAGGAAAGGAUAAGACAGCAGUGUGACAGAGAGAGAUAAUGGAGGGUGGUUCCAAUAGCACUUCUUGUAUGAUGGCUUUUGGAGACAACAGUGAUGGACUAUGUCCUAUGAUGAUGAUGAUGCCUCUCAUGACUUCUCAUCAUCAUCCGCCUCCUCCCCCUCCACCUCCUAACGCAGACUCAUCAUCAAAUACCCUAUUCCUUCCUCUCCCUUCCACCAACAAUCAACACCAAAACCGUAAUAGUGGCAGUGGCUCUUCUGUGCUUCUUGACGAACACAACCACAAUAGCAACAGUAACACCGGCUGUUAUUUCAUGGACAACAACGAUGAUAGCACUGCUUCUGUCAAGGCUAAGAUCAUGGCUCAUCCUCACUAUCCUCGUCUCUUGGUUGCCUAUAUCAACUGCCAAAAGGUUGGAGCACCACCUGAAGUAGUGACUGGAUUAGAAGAAGCUUGUGCAUCUGCAGCGGCAAUGGGCCCAACUGGCACAAGCUGUAUCGGUGAAGAUCCAACCCUUGACCAGUUCAUGGAGGCUUACUGUGAGAUGCUGACCAAGUACGAGCAAGAGCUCUUGAAGCCCUUCAAGGAAGCCAUGCUUUUCCUUCAGAGGGUGGAGUGCCAAUUCAAAGCCCUCACUGUUUCCUCUCCAAAUUCUGCUUGUGGUGAGGCCAAUGAAAGGAAUGGAUCGUCCAAAGAAGAAGUUGAUGUGAACAACAACUUCAUAGAUCCCCAGGCAGAAGAUCAGGAACUGAAAGGUAAGCUACUGCGCAGGUACAGUGGAUAUUUGGGCAGUCUCAAGCAAGAGUUCAUGAAAAAGAGGAAGAAGGGGAAGUUACCCAAAGAAGCCAGGCAACAGUUACUGGAUUGGUGGAGCAGACAUUACAAAUGGCCUUAUCCAUCGGAAUCACAAAAGCUGGCGUUAGCAGAAUCUACUGGUCUGGAUCAAAAGCAAAUCAACAACUGGUUCAUUAACCAAAGGAAGCGACACUGGAAACCAUCUGAGGAUAUGCAGUUUGUGGUGAUGGAUACCACUCAUUCGCAUUAUUACAUGGAUAAUGUUCUCAGUAAUCCAUUCCCAAUGGAUAUCUCUCCUACUUUUCUCUGAACAUGGCCGAAUGUGGUUCAGGGAUUGUUAUUGUUGGAAUGCAAGUGUAUUCGUAAGUAGGCUGUCACUUGACCUGCUAUCAUGGCAAGUGCCAUUAUGCUUCUGGAGGCUACUAAAUGUAAAUGUUAAGCUAGUGGUUCGCUUAUUUAUAUAAGUUUUGAACUGUUCUUAAUUGAAGUAGACGUGAAAUAGUUAGUUGCAGAACUCUCUCAAUGAAGGGAGAAAUUAUUAGGUGCACUUGAUAUAAAUGCAUUAUUUUACGCAA